This is a messenger RNA of Sphaeramia orbicularis (orbiculate cardinalfish), 562 nucleotides long. RefSeq names its product high affinity immunoglobulin gamma Fc receptor IB-like. The coding region runs from base 1 to 549 and encodes 182 amino acids. Gene Ontology annotation, molecular function: transmembrane signaling receptor activity. Gene Ontology annotation, cellular component: external side of plasma membrane. The transcript is spliced from 4 exons. Lineage: Eukaryota; Metazoa; Chordata; Actinopteri; Kurtiformes; Apogonidae. The record is from RefSeq and is a predicted model, not a curated record. Gene Ontology annotation, biological process: immune response; cell surface receptor signaling pathway.
AUGAGGCAGAUCCACAAGGCCAGGUCUGCAUGUCCUGGGGGGGCCGUCAGAAAGUCUUUAUGUAUCAUCCAUAAUGUGUACGUGGAUGACAGUGGAGACUACUGGUGUGAAACUGGAAAUGGGAAGAAAAGCAACAACAUCAGCAUCACAGUCACCGGUGGUUCUGUCAUCCUGGAGAGUCCUUACCUUCCUGUCAUGGAGGGACAUCCUGUGACUUUAGGCUGCAAACACAAGUCCUCUACCAACAUCUCAGCUUUGUUCUACAAGAAUGACAUCCGUAUCAAAGAGGUCCAAACUGGAAACCUGACCAUCCACAGCGUCUCUAAAUCUGACCAAGGGUUUUACAAAUGUAGCAUCGAUGGAGCUGGAGAGUCAGCACAGAGUCUGCUGGAGGUCAGAGAUGAUCCCCCACAGAUCCCACUGUGUUCUGACCAGGUGCCCGUUCUCCUCUACUUACUCCUAAGGACUGUUGGGACCAUUGUAUGGGUCGGUCUGCUGCUGCUGAUGUUACGGAAACAUGACAGGAAAACACAGGUUUUGCAGAAGUGAAAGCACCUCGGAG